Messenger RNA from Priapulus caudatus, 5624 nucleotides. RefSeq names its product latrophilin-3-like. Gene Ontology annotation, molecular function: carbohydrate binding; G protein-coupled receptor activity. Gene Ontology annotation, biological process: cell surface receptor signaling pathway; adenylate cyclase-activating G protein-coupled receptor signaling pathway. NCBI's taxonomy places the organism in Eukaryota, Metazoa, Priapulida, Priapulimorpha, Priapulimorphida, Priapulidae. The record is from RefSeq and is a predicted model, not a curated record. Gene Ontology annotation, cellular component: membrane.
AUCCAAACUACAAGCCAGAGGGCGCUGAAACCACGACGCUGACAACAAAGACGACGAUGGCGACAGAGAAAACCACGACAAGCCGACUGACUCCUGCUGCCACGACAAAAGUCACCGAUCCAACAGAAUAUCCGUUCAUCAUGAAGACAACCACGGAGCCACCUAUGACGACAACAGAACCUACGACUCCUGCUCCCUCAUUCACUACCACCCCCACCACGACACCAACGCCAUCUACCCACCACACCGAGUACUGUCAACCGACGGAUGUUAGAAACGUAAGCUGGCCAAGAACUGCGAGCGGAGAGAAGGCAGUCAUGGCCUGCCCAGGCAACAGACAAGGCAUGGCGGCUUGGAGGUGCAUUCUCGAUCCAGACAAGGGCGCCAUCUGGUGGCCAGCUUCCCCCGACCUCAGCAACUGCGUCUCUGCUUCCGUCUCUGCACUCAGCAGCCGGCUCAACGAUGGGGAGUCGGUUACCUCCGUUGCUAUGGAGAUGAGCACUGCAACAGCAUCGGGUGGCUUGGUGGGAGGCGAUCUGGUUGUCACGACGACGGUGAUGCAAGAUAUGCUGACGCGAGCGGCUAACGAACUGCAUCAUGUUAAUGAGUGGGACAUGUGGACCGAGGCUAUGGUGAACACAGGUAGCAACAUGCUAGCGGAGGAGGAGAGUCAGUGUUGGGAGGACCUCCCUGCGAUGACGAGGCUGCGCACGGCAACCACGUUGCUAAUGACGAUGGAGGAGAAUGCCAACAUGCUAGCAUCCCGCAUCGACACGACAUACAGCCAGGACAAACCGAGCGCCAACAUGCUGAUGAGCAUUCACAUUGUGAAUGCGACGACGGUGCCAUAUGUGGAGUACCCAAAUCCUGGCGGCAGCGGCAGCGCCACCUACUGGCAGCAGAGCACCAUUCGACUCAGUACAAAGGCCUUCCCUCGCCACAAACCCGGCUUGGUCAAGAUGGUGUUCCUGAGUUACAACAACAUAGGAGACUAUCUAGAACCUGCCACCAGGAGGCGCUCUGGUACGACGAACACGAUUGUUAACUCAAUGGUGCUGUCGGCUUCGUAUGGUGAGCAGCACCACAAGGUGGCACCACUAUCUGAGCCAAUACUUCUCACGUUGAAACACAUCAAGCCUGGACUGAUCAACCCAACCUGCGCCUUCUGGAACUUCAGCGACAGCACAUACUUGGGUCAGUGGUCAGACUUUGGUUGUGUGGUUGCAUCCAGUAAUGCCACACACACUGUUUGUAGCUGCAACCAUCUCACCAACUUUGCUGUACUCAUGGAUAUAACAGGAAUAGAGAUCUCGGCUGCUAACGUGUUGGCAUUGGACAUCAUCACCUACAUCGGCUGCAUCGUCUCCAUCGGCUGUCUGCUCGUCUGCUUUCUAACCUUCACCUUCUGCAGAGGACUACAGAAUGAUCGCAACACGAUACAUCAGAAUCUCAGCUUGUGUCUCCUCCUUGCUGAACUAGUGUUUGUCAUCGGCAUCAGCCAAACAGAGAACAAGGUGGCGUGUGCGAUAAUCGCUGGUGUAAUGCAUUACUUCUUCCUGGGCGCGUUUGCGUGGAUGUUCCUGGAAGGUCUGCAGCUCUACAUCAUGCUGGUGGAGGUGUUUGAGGCGGAGAGAUCGCGCAGCAAAUACUAUUGCCUCAUCGGCUAAUGAGAAGGAGGAACGUGCAAGUUUCCUGUGUAAUGGCGACAACCAGCCGCUAUUGGACGGCGCCCAGCACCGCAAGAGCCAAUCAGAGGACAGCGACUCCUCCGCCCCCACGUGUGACGACACACAAACAACACCAGGGAGCGCUGUGUGCACCGAGGAUACUCCCGAGGAAAACCCGUCUCAGAGAUCUGCCUCAGCAUCGCCCCCUGGUGGGGAGUGUGGUAAACAGGAUGAGAUGCGCGGAAGUUUUCCCCGGCUGGAUGCGAGGGAGAGAUCCUCUCUCUCUAAGCGGGAGCACAGUCUUCCAGAUUUAAAUGAAGGGGAGAAGGAUCGACAGCGCGCAAACUCCCUGCAGAGACAUAACAGUGAGAGACCCUUCAAGCCGGUCAUCCCACCUGAGCAGGAUGACCAUGAGGUGGACAGCCAGACAUAUGACCCUGCUGGCUUCAGUGAAUGCUGACCCUAUAGUGGCAACAGCCGGGUGUGUGUGUGUGUGUGUGUGACCCUGCUGGCAGCAGUGAAUGCUGACCCUGAUCCAUGAGGAGGCAACCACAUGUACUGAUGGAUACAAUGGAAGUAGAGGAACUGUGGACAUGGCCAGUGAGCAUGAAGUCUGCAAUCACGGGGUAAAUGUGAGUCAUUAUCCAUAAUCAAGACCACAGCACGAGUCUGCGUGCGUGUGUACGUGCAUACGUGUGUGUGGCAUGUAUGUGUUAUACCUACCGCCUGUUUGCUCCACAUAUAAUUACUUGGUGGACCACCAAUACUACAUGGAAACGACAGGUUUUGCGCUAGAAUGACCCAAACUGCAACAAUGAACCAUCUGGCUGCAUCUCUGAAGUCAUCCAGCUGGUCGCUAUAUUAUACACCAGUUGGCGUUGCAGGAUGUCAGCCAUUUCCACGUGAUAGCACUUGGUGUUUGUUUCGUUGGGUUGUGAGAAUCGUUCAGCAAAUCUUUUACACGCAAGCAGCUACUGUCAAGGAUACAUAAUAUUUAUGUUUUGAUUAUUAAUUCAGCAGUGUUAAGUGUGUGUUUACACUCAAGCAGCUACUGUCAAGGAUACAUAAUAUCUAUGUUUUUAUUAUUAAUUCAGAAGUGUUAAGUGUGUGUCUACACUUCUGCACAUUCAGCAGUGUUAAGUGUGUGUCUACACUUCCCCACAUUCAGCAGUGUUAAGUGUGUGUCUACACUUCCCCACAUUCAGCAGUGUUAAGUGUGUGUCUACACUUCCCCACAUUCAGCAGUGUUAAGUGUGUGUCUACACUUCUGCACAUUCAGCAGUGUUAAGUGUGUGUCUACACUUCUGCACAUUCAGCAGUGUUAAGUGUGUGUGUCUACACUUCUCCACAUUUGUGUUGUGAAGGUUGUUUUUGGAAUACGUAGAAGACAAAUUUGCUACCCUACCUAUUGUGACGAUGUUAGUGCAUAGAAGCAGCUACUGUUAAUUUCUUAAACAUACAUUCCAUUUGUGUUUUGAAACGUUGAGCAUUCAAGUGUCAAAUGCGUGUGGUUAUUUUUAUUAUGGUAUCUCAUUCCUUCAUGUUGGAUAUUAUAGCCCAUCCUUAAAGAUAUCUUCUUUGCCGUAAAUCAGGAAUCAGCAGUGUUUUAUUAUUAUUUCCUAUGUCUGUAUGUUUUAUUAUGGAAUACUCCACAAAAUAGGGCCCGUGAUAUUUUCUGACAGGUUUACUGGGAAUAAAUCCUCUAAGGGUGGGCUGAAUUAUUCCGAUUCCAGUAAGUAAUCCAAUACAUUCCAAUAGGUGACAUAUAUGUAGUGCACACCAUAAGUGUCUGCAGGUGUACAUGACUAUGUGACUGAGUGUCACUUCAGUAGAGUGCUACUGUUGUUGUUGAGAGGUUUUUAGUUGUGUCGGUUUCAACCCGACCAAUCAUGAUCUUGUAAAUUAAUGAUGAUUUGAUGAUUGCAUUGUGUUGUGGAGUAUUUAUUUUAAUGUUGUGAUAGUUUGUACUAUUUUAUUUGAAUUCAUUCCAACGACCGGAGGAUUUUGUGCACAUUUCAAUGUCGAGAACAUAAAGAUAUUUUUAAUUUAGUUUAUGUUGUCCUCCCGAUCAAUACUGAAGAAUAGCCCUGAUUGUGUUAGUGAUUUUUUGUUUCUGGCUGGCCCAGAAUGUCUGAUUGUUCCGAGUGAUUCUCAGAAAUCUAAAAGCUCGCUCGUUAAUUUUUCUAAGCAUUUUCGUUAAUCAAAGAUUAAAAUUGUGCAUCGGCAUGGUUUUGUAAGAACCGAAUGUCGUGAUUGGUUCUAUGGAUGGUAAAGCGGCCCUGGUGGCAGAUAGAGAGUGCAGAUACGGUGCGAGCAUAGAUAUAUAUACCAACCAAGGUAUAUAUAUUGGUUGGUAUAUAUAUCUAUGGUGCGAGCCAGCAAGUCAAAGCAGCGAGCCAUGUGAGCUAUUGAAAAAUAAAAAAUAAAUCGAAAAUAUAGUGCAUUCAGCUGCUCAAGGGCAAAAGGACUGGUCGGUAAAUUCUUGUGAAAUCCACUCGUUUAUAUUGUUUCCGAGUCUCUAGCUCCGUAGUUGCAUAUGGCACGCGCUAAUUUGAGUUUGUUACCGUAAACUCCUAGUUGUAAGCCCUGGGCUUAAUUAUACUUGAAAGGCAUUUUUUUGCCCUUAGAACAAUAGAUAAACAAUGAUAAUGAUACUGAUACGCGUAAUAAUGGGCUUGUAAGCGGAGUGAAUGUUCUGAAUUGAUUAAUCUGAAAUGUUCGAAUGAUCGAGCACGCCGUUCGAGCGUUUCGCAAGGAAGAUCGCAGCACAGGAGGGGAAAUCGAGAUAAGGAGGGGUGAGAAAGUCGCGAUUUUGUCGCGCUCUUUCCAGACUCCAGCGCGUCCAACAUGGCGACCACGUUGCCAUGACUUUUUCGAUGGCUCACUGGCUCGCAGAUUGUCCGGACCCGCAGAUAGAAUAGAAUUAGUUUAGUUUUGAAGUGGAAUGCAAUUUAAUUUGAACAGAUUGUAAUUUCUAAAGUAAAAUCAUCAAUUUAUUGAAGAACCUUUUCAUUUGUUUUCGGUGUAAAUUGUGUCAGUGUGUACACGUGUGUAUAGGUUAGCCAAAUAGAGAGUAUAAUGUUAAUAGUUAGAUUCUUCGAUGGCGAUUAAACUGGAUUAAUGUCUUGUCUCUGCUUGUUAUUGCCUGACUAAGAACGAUAACAGCAGGUUACAUAUCCCUCGACCUUCCUUGAUAGUAGAAUGAGAUAAUGUAUUCAUUAAUUUCCACACAAUGGUGUAGGAUGCAUUUUAGGAUAUCAUAGCCAAUGUGUCGUAGAAUACUAGUACUCUAUGUAUAUAGUCCAUAAAUACAUAGUACUAUUCUAUCAAGUGCACAUAAAGGGGUUAUGAUCUUCAGAUUCUAUGUACAUGUCAAUCUACGUUCUCAUUGAGAUCCUAUAAAACACACCAGCAAUACUUCACACUAAUAACAAUAUACACUGGAUUUGCUGAUAAUUCCAGCAGUCGUCAGAGAUUUGUCCACAACUUGUUUAGUUUAAACAAUUUUUGCAAUGCUUCCUAGUAUAGUAAUGAACAUAUCUUUACUACUAGCUGCUAUUGCUACUACUAGAGUAUAAAUGUGUUUAUACUGUAAUGUACUCCGUUCUAUAUGUGCCACCCAACCGCGCCAGCCUGCAUUAGAUGUUCUUGAUGUCAGCGCGCCUUAGUGUAUUUACUCUGUUCUGUAAGUUUUCUCCAAACCGUUAAACAUGUGUUGAUUUUAUAAUCUCCGAUUUAUAGGUAGAAGUGAAACCUACAAAGUAUCGAAAGCAUUCCUUCUUUUACAUAAAAAUGCGCUUUAUUUACUAGUAAAAAUUGGCUAUAUAUAUAUACAUGUAUGUAUGUAUCGUGUUCCACUAGUGGAAUUACAACGUGUACUAUUGUUGUAAGAGGUCAUAGUUAUAACUAAGCCGUAACACAAAUUAUGUAAAUAUCGCAUAUACUGUUUGUCUUACA